Molecule: messenger RNA, 3420 nt
Organism: Magallana angulata
Lineage: Eukaryota; Metazoa; Mollusca; Bivalvia; Ostreida; Ostreidae
Product: calcium-regulated heat-stable protein 1-like
Exons: 4
Coding region: 86-508 (140 amino acids)
Biological process (GO): regulation of mRNA stability
Cellular component (GO): cytoplasm
Molecular function (GO): mRNA 3'-UTR binding
Source: RefSeq, a predicted model, not a curated record
CGAAUAAUGAAUGAUCGACUUACCCACAAAGUGUUCACGUACGAGCUAACAAGGAUUUGGUACCCGCCUGUGUAUUGAAAUAAACAUGAGUUCUGCCAAGGAUAUUCCUCAAACUCAGGCUAUGAACAAUGCGGUGAUAUCGGGCUCGCCCAGCAAUCACCAUCACUUCCUGAUCCCCAGCCCCAUACCCACCCGCAGAACCAGGACCUUCUCACAGUCUGAGAGAGCCAAAGAAGGACCAACCUUUAAGGGUAAGGUGAGGGAGUUCUGCCGACAGAAAGGACAUGGCUUUAUCAUCCCAGAUCAUGAGAAGAACCCCAUCUUUGUUCACAUCUCAGACAUUGAGGGUGAGUAUGUGCCCAAGGCAGGGGACGAGGUGACUUACAAGGUCAUUCUGAUUCCUCCCAAGAUGGAGAAGAGGCAGGCCGUGCAUGUCAAAAUCACCCACCUGGCACCCGGUGUCUCCCACGAGAAAUGGGACUCCACCCCCGAUCUGGAAGCUCACUAGGAGCAUCCUCGUCUGAGCGAGCGAACCCUCCAGCACUGAAUGAUAACAGUAAUGACUUCAUUAUAAUGUUACCUGCAGCAUUGACUGAAGUGUUAUAUAUUGUUGAACCUCUACAUUGAAAUCACAACUAUUCUUUACUGUGCACCUUAUUAGCCAACGCAUAAUGAAAAUUGGUCUUUCUUGUCUGUUUUUUUUUUUUCAAUUUUUUUUUUUUUUUGGGGGGGGGGGGGUUAUUUUUUGGCAGAAUUUUACAACCUGUAAUAUAUAUUAAUCUGGUCUUAGUAUUAUUAUAGAACACUAAUGUUGCACUCAGAGUUGUAUGUAAGAUAGCUAGACUCUGUAAUUAUUGCCUGUUUUUAGCUUCAUAUAAUUUAUAAACAUGAUAAUUUUACAUGCUCAUGUAACAUUUACUCAUUUGGACAGAACUCAUAGACAACUGGUAGAUUAACAUUGUAUAUCUAAUCUUACUUUUUUUGUCAUUUUUUUCUCAUUUCAGGUUUAUGUCAAAAUUUGUCAUUAUUUUUUUUUAAUGAUUCAGAAGAUGAUACAGCAAUUUAGGCAUUUACAGACAACAAGUGCAUUUAAAGAAUUUGAUUUGCUUGACCAAAACAUUUGUGAUAAUUUGUCUAUUACCUUUUUAUAUUUUUUCCCUGCUCUUCCACUGAGUUAUUGUAUUUAUUGUUUUGGUUGUAAAUUUAUUAAAACAAAAUUCAAUUAUUCAAGUAAAUAUAGUAAAGUGUUUUGUUACGUUGUCUUUUAUCUGUCCCUGGCUUAUGGUAAAAAAAAAAAAAAUUUUUAAAUGAAAAGAAAGAAAAUUGUGAAUAAAAACGUAAAUAGCCUAUGUUUGAAUUCCUGAAAAAAUGUGUAAACUUUAUCAAAACAGAGGCAAUUGAUCUAUUACUGGUAUAUUAGACUUUGAAAUUGAAUCAUUUUUUAUCAGUGUACGAUUGAAGUGUGCGUUAUUUAUUGAAAAGUUUGAGGGGGUUUUUCAUAAUCAUUGAAAUUCUAACUAGUAUUAUACUGGUCAUGUUUAUUUGUGCCAUGUGCCUUUUGAAAUGUUAAUAUCAUUCGUAUCAAGAUUUUUUAAGCGUUAAACAAUGUUUGGCCAAUAAAUGCAAAUGAUGAAUAUAUCUGUUAGAUUAAAUUACUAUGAAACGCAUAUAUGAAGAAAGAAUCGUACUUUUGACCUUGAUUUUUAUUUUUUUUGUUAAGUUUAUUAUCAGUGUUAAUAUUAAUAGAUUUUUUUCUUGCUUUUCCAGAAUAUAAAGCUUUAUUUUCAAAUUCUUGCUAAAAAAAAUGUUUGUAUACUACUCAAAUAAUGUAGAUAAUUUGAAUAAUGUUUAAUGCAUUGUAAUUUGAAAUAAACACAUACCCAGUAGUAAAUAAUGAAUAUUCAAAUGGCUAUUUUUGUGUAUACAAGAUGAUGUUGUGUAUUUCUUAGAUGUCUAGGUGUAAUUUUGAAUUAGAAUUCAGUCGAUGAAUUGAUUUUUAUGAAACAGUGUCUUCAACUUGUGCUUAAGAUUUGUUGAGGUUUGUCAGUUUGAAGGAUAAUAUUUUCAACAACAACAAAAAAAACAUGUUAAUUAAAAACAUAGUGCUGGAAAACCAUCAAGUUUGGAAAUGAAGUUCUGAGUAGUAUAGACAUUUUAGGUUUGUACACGGUACUCUAAUAAUGUAAACCAACUUUUAUUUGCGUGCGAGAUUUUAUUUAUCACUGCGAACCAGUUCUCAUAUAUUUCGAGUUUUUUUUUUUUUUUUUAGAUAAUCUGCAUCUUCAUCACGAAAAUGAAGUUGCUGCGAACCGGUUUAUUUCUUAUAGAUCGCGAAAUUAACUUGCAAUGAACCAGUUUAUCUCCGAUAAAUUGCAAAGAAAAGUUGGUUUACACAACCUUAUGCUCUAUUCUUAUAUUAUGUGUAGUAAUCGUAGAGUUACUGUUCUUGUUUUUUUUUUGUCUGUUAAUCACAUUUUGAGGUAUAAAAUUUAUCAUAUUGAAAUUAAAAUUAGAGAUCAAUGCAUGAAGUUUUAUUUUUUAUUUAUAUAUAUAUAUUUUUUUUUCUUUGUUCUUUAAGAAAUUGGUCUGAAUACUUUUGUUAUAUUUUUGGAAUUUUAAGGCUUUGAGUUCUGACUCUGGUAUUCAAAGUCUUACUUGAAGGGGGGAAUCUAAUUUCUAUUCAUCUUUUAUACUUUGUUUAAUAUUUCUUCUGGAAUUUUGCUCCGCUUUGGUAGAAAGUACAAAAUUUCCGAUUUUUUCAAGGAAAAAAAUUCUUGUAAUGAGUUUUGUUUGUUGAAUGAGUUGCAUUUACAUUUUCCUUCCAUUUUCCAAAAUUUAAUAAUAUGUGCCAUAUUAUACAAGCUAUCAUAGUUGUUCUGUUAUCAAUACAUAAAUACACUGUAUCAGUGGACAUUUCUCUCUGUACUGGUUAAGGAGAGCUGUUCGUACUUAAUGUUUCAUAGUUUAAAACCCACAGAAAACAGUCAUGUUUAAUUUGCACUGCUCUUUAAGAAACCUGAGAACAGGAAAGAUAAAUUCCUUUUGUCUGAAAUUACCAUAUACUACUACUCAGUCCUUUUUGUGGCAUUUUUACAUAAAAUCAAAUAAUUAUGUGUUUGGUUGACAAGAAUAGUGUGCUACAUGUAUAUUAUGCUCAAAUCCUGAAGGGGGUCUUAUCCAACCAAGCAUUCAGUGGAACAAAAAUAUUUUUACUUCAUUCAAAAGAUGCAAUUUUCAAGGGUUCUGUUAAAAUGUAAAUGUAGUUGGUGAUUGGUACAUAUUAGGUAACCUGAAGGACUGUUUAAGCUGUAAAAAUGUUCAAAGUUUUCAUGAUUAUAUUUUUCCUAAUAGCACUUAUAGUUACUAUGUUGUAGAUUCUGUUGUUUUUGUAAGCAAAAAUAAACUAUAUUAAGAAAAUUA